AAUUAAUGAUGCAACUAAAUAUUAUGCACAAGCUGCUGAAUAUGGAUUAGAAUUAAUUAGUAAAUAUAAAGUACCAUUUCAAUCAGAAGUAAAGAAUGUACUUUCAAAAGCAGAAUCAUUAAAAUCAUCACCAUCAACAACAACACCUACUACUACUAUUAUCACCUAUUAUAUUACAUCAUCAUCUAAUAAUAAUAAUAAUAAUAAUUUAAAUAGACCAUUAUCAAUAUCUCCAACAAGUAAUCUUCCAUCUUCAUAUUCACCAACAUCACCUAAUAAAUAUAAUCAUCACCAUCACCAUCAUCAUCGUAAUUCAUCAUCAAAUAAUUCAUCAUCAAAUAAUUCUAAUUCUAAUAAUAAUAGUAUUGAUAUUGAUAAUUUUAAUUUUAGUUCAUUAAUAAUACCAUCUACACCAUUAACACCUAUUACACCAUCAAGUGCAUCAUCUGUAUCAUCUGUUUUAUCUUCUAAUAAUAAUAAUUCAUCAAUUAAUCAUUCAUUAAAUACAUCAUCUCCAUUUGAAAGAUCAUUAAUAAGUACAACUGUUAAUGGUGCUGUUAUUAAUCAACAACAACAACUAUCUAAUAAUAAUUCAUCAUCUAUAUCAUCAUCAUCUAUAUUAAAUAAUAACAAUCAAACAAAUAAGAUUAAACCAAUAACAGAUGAAGAAAUUCAAGUAUUAAAAUAUUCAAGUGUAAUGCAAUCAGGAUUAUUAUUAUAUCCAUGGAAUGAUGAAUUAGAUUUAAAUGAAAAUUUUACAUUUUCACAACCAUUUAUAGAUCAACAAUUUAAUAAUGUUUUAUCAAAAGAACAAUUAUCUAAAUUAUAUAAAUGGUUAAGACCACAUGAAAUUAUUGAAAUGAAAUUAAAUCAAUUAAAUAAUAAUAAUAAUUUAAAUCAAUCUAAUGAAAUUAAUCAAUCUAAUGAAAUUAAUCAAUUAAAUAAUAAUAAUAAUUUAAAUCAAUCUAAUAAUCAAUUAAAUAAUUUAAAUCAAUUAAAUAAUAAUUUAAAUCAAUCUAAUCAAUUAAAUAAUUUAAAUAAAUUAAAUAUAUAUCCAACAUUAAUAUAUCAAGAUGAAAUUAAUGAAGAGAAUAUAGUACAAUCACAUGUAGUAACAGAUUGUUCAUUUGUAGCAAGUUUAUGUGUAGCAGCAUUAUAUGAAAGAAAAUAUAAAAAGAAAUUAAUUACAAAUUCAAUUUAUCCACAAGAUCCAAUAACAGGUAAACCAUUUUAUAAUCCACAUGGUAAAUAUUCUAUUAAAAUAUAUUUUAAUGGUGUUGCUAGAAAAGUUAUCAUUGAUGAUAAAUUACCUGUUGAUAUAAAUGGUAAUUUAUUAUGUUCUUAUUCUACUAAAAUGGAAGAAUUUUGGAUUAGUUUAAUGGAAAAAGCAUAUAUGAAAGUAAAUGGUGGUUAUCAAUUUCCAGGUUCAAAUUCAGGUAUUGAUUUAUAUGCUUUAACUGGUUGGAUACCUGAAGAAGUUAAAAUUAUUUUAAAUAAUAAUAAUAAUACUUCUAUAAAUGGUAAUAAUAAUACUUCUUCUAUAAAUGGUAAUAAUAAUAAUAAUAAUACAUGUAAAUCACCCAAUAUGAUGAUGAUGAAUAAUGGAACACAACAAUAUCCUAUUAAUAAUCAACAACAAGUAAAUACAUUUGAUAAAGAAUUAUUAUGGAAAAGAAUGCAUGAUGGAUUUCAAUUAGGUAAAUGUUUAAUUACCAUAUCAACUGGUCAUUUAGAUAAACAAACUGAAGAAUUAGUUGGAUUAUAUGCUAAUCAUGCUUAUGCUAUUUUAGAUGUUAGAGAAAUUAAAUUAAAUACUUCACCUAUUACUAUUAAUAAUACUAAUACUAAUACUACUAUUAAUAAUAAUAAUAGUACUAGUAAUACUUUAAAUAUGAAUAUUAAUAAUAAUUUUAAUAAUUUUAAUAAUAAUUUAAAUAAUAAUAAUUUUAAUAACAAUUUAAAUAAUUUAAAUAAUAAUAAUAUAAAAAGAUUAAUUAAAGUUAAAAAUCCAUGGACUAAAAAAGGAUGGAAAGGACCCUAUUCACCCUAUGAUAAACAAAUAUGGACAGAUAAAUUAAAAAAAGAAUUAGAAUAUGAUGCAAGUAUUUCUCAUCAAGAAGAUAAUGGUAUAUUUUGGAUGAAUUAUGAAAGUUUAUUAAAAUAUUUUCAAACUGUUCAUUUUUCAUGGAAUCCAGAUUUAUUUCCAUAUAGAGAAAUAAGACAUUCAUUAUGGGAUAAUAGAAUGAUAAGUUUAGAUGGUACAGAUCAUUAUACAAUGAAUGGUAAUCCACAAUUUAGAUUAAAAUUACAUGGUAAAGGAAGUGUAUGGAUAAUGUUAACUAAACAUUAUACUUCAUUAGAAGAAAGAGAUCGUGAUUAUUUAACAUUUCAUAUACAUAGAGGUAGUUCUUCUUCUAUUGGUGAUACUACUGUUUUUAAACAAGGUAUGGAUAGAGUUUUUUAUAAUGAAAAUACUCUCAUUCAUAAAGGAAGAUAUUCAAAUGAUCCACAUUAUAGAAUUUGUUUAAAUUCAGAUGAUUCUAAAAAUAGAAAGAAAUCUAUUAAUUUAAAUUCAAAUUUAAAUUUAAAUUCAUCAUCAAAUAAUUCAUAUAAUUCAUCAAAUAAUUCAUCAAAUAAUUCAAAUGAUGAUUCAAAUGAUCAAUUAUCAAUAUUUAGAAUAGUAUUAUCACAACAUGGAAUGAUACAAAAAAUGUUAGAGAUUCAUGGACAAGUAAUACAUGUGGUGGUAGUUGUAAUCAAAUUAAUACUUUUAGAUUAA
Molecule: messenger RNA, 2779 nt
Organism: Naegleria gruberi
Lineage: Eukaryota; Heterolobosea; Eutetramitea; Acrasida; Naegleriidae
Exons: 4
Biological process (GO): proteolysis
Molecular function (GO): calcium-dependent cysteine-type endopeptidase activity
Source: RefSeq, a predicted model, not a curated record